This is a messenger RNA of Suillus clintonianus, 1260 nucleotides long. RefSeq lists its product as uncharacterized. NCBI's taxonomy places the organism in Eukaryota, Fungi, Basidiomycota, Agaricomycetes, Boletales, Suillaceae. The record is from RefSeq and is a predicted model, not a curated record. The transcript has 7 exons. Bases 1 to 1260 code for a protein of 419 amino acids.
AUGACUGCAAACGGACGCAAGAAAAAAGGGCAGAGUGCACCAAUCCCCGAUCAAUUGAUGGAUCACGGCACCCUCGAAACUGCGCGAGUGCGCCGCAAGACCUCAAAACAACAAGCACAAGAGGAAGCUUCGCUUGAAAAAGAGGCAAGAAAGGUCAAUCGGUAUGCUCAUCAAGCUCUCAGAGGUCGACAGGCACUCGAAGAGAUCAAUGGCUUUCAUCAAUUGGACCCCGAGUCCAAAGAGCAAGAUUCAGACACAGAAUUUGAUCAAGAUGACGUGUUCACAUUUAAAGCUGUAGCGCAACCCAGUGUAACACGUCAACGAGCUCCAACCCAAACACCUCGACUCACUCAACGGUCGACUCAUGUUCCAUCUGCACCACUGAGCCGUGUACCACCAUCUGAUGAUGUCAUUGAUCCAACAUUCUUGGCUACUCCACAGCAGUGCGCAGCACCUAUCGUCACCCCGCCUGAACUUGAGCGUUGCUCGGUGGCGCGAGGAUUGGGGCUAAUGAGUGGUGCCCGUGGACCUACUGACAUGACAAGUUAUGGUUAUCUGUCACUGGCAACAACCGAAGGCCUCCAGGUGGUCAAGAAAGUGAAGGUGGGCGAGGGUGGUACCCGCGGGCGCCUUCGUUCAGCCGACUUUGACAAACUUUAUGCCGCAACGGUCCAUCUUGCCAUCAGUCACUACCAGUCAAUUCUCGCUAACUCAACCAUUUAUCCAAACGACAUUCAAGCGCAAGACUGGUCUGGCCAAGCAUGGGCAGCCGCUUGCCGCUCUCAAGGCAUUCAAAUUGAUUUUGAUGAAGACGCGUAUAAAUUGAUCACUGAAUGCGGCUCUAAUCUACGCAGCGACCUCAAGACUAUUCUACGCCCACUCGUCGAGACCGAGUUUGGAUUCAGUAAUGAAAAAACCCCCGAGGCCAUCAAAUCUAACGCGGCGCGUGCAGCUACUGUCCUCGCAAACCGUAAGCUCCUCAUGUGCAAGGAUCGUGAAGCUGGAAAAGGGCUAUUUGAGACCGACAUUAUCGUCGACGGAGUCAUCAAGUGGUGCUACGAUAAGAAAAACUCGUUGGGUGCUACUCUACCAAGCUACUUCAAGGAUUCGACUACUGGUGGGGCGAGCUGGGGUAUCAUUGCAGCUGUUCUCACUGGGAUCGAGGCUUGCGUUGCGGAGUGGACCAGUGCAGGCUAUACUGUCAGAUUGAAGCAUAAAAGUGUACAAUUAGACACAGGCCUUGAUGCAAAAAGUGUCUAG